AUGAAGUUUGAAAGCUUUUAUAUUCUACUGUGCUUUGUUACACCAGCAGUUUCUUUUAGAUUCACAAAAUGGCCGAAUAAUCCACUGGUUGUGUAUUACGGUAAAAACAGAACGAAUGUCGAACUACGAUGGGAGUGGAACCUUGAAGGAGGAAUAUUUAAUUAUUUAGAUAUCGAGAGAUAUAGAAAGGACAACCCCUUGGGCACAGAGACGCAAAUCGCUAAGUACUAUUCGAGUGGGACUACCAACGUAGAAGAAACCAAAUACAGCCUCAGCGUUCAAAACAGGGCGAUUGGAUCUGUAGUUUUUACUAUCAAAGACAUAACCAAUCAAGGCAUAAAUGAAGGCAAGGACAAUAAUGGCGAGAAGAGUCGUGUAGACGUCAUGGAAGCGAAUAAAGAGUAUAUAUAUUCGAUCGAGGUGGACGAACAAACAUCAGGCAAAGCGUUUACAAACAGCGUCACACUAAAAGUGCUAAAGACCCCAGUCAUUAAAACAUACCCCAAGAACCAAACAGUAUCAGGAGGAACUGUCACAUUUGAAUGUGUUGCUGAUGGUAAACCAAAGCCAACAAUAACAUGGGAAAAGAUUGGAAGCUCCCAAGCUUUCUCUCAAGGAAGCCUGCUAACACUAACAAAUUUUGACGCCUCAAAGAUUGGGGUCUACAAAUGCAUAGCCAAAAGUAAUGGAAUAGCCGWGACUGCUAAUGCAACUGGCUUUGUACAGUUUUCAACAUGUGGAUCUGGAUGUGAUAAGGAGGAACUGGCCAUUGAGUUCACUGACUUGACAUACAAUAAUGAAUAUGAAAACCCCAGCUUUACAAGGUACAAGGAAUUAAAAAACAAAAUUGAAACUGAGUGCCUUACUGCGUAUGCCCUGAAAGGCAAAACCAUUCACAAGUGUGAAGUAGUGAGAUACAGAAGAGGGAGUGUCGUAGCUGUGGUAGAGUUAGGAUGGCCCAAAAAUACCUUGGAUCCCAAGGAGCCCCUUUUGCAAGCAAUAAAUGAUGGCAACUUUGCAGGAUAUAAAGUGAAAACAGAAUUUGUCAGUCCAACACCGAUGACAGCCGCCCUUCCUCCAACACACCCCUCAGCACACCCUCCGUCACGACCUUCAACACGCUCACCAACACCCAGUCUUCCAAAUGGUUCAGUAGCCAUACCGUUUUGUGUGACUAUCAUUGUGUUCCUUGUCUUGUCCAAUGCUGUAUUGGGUUUCCUACUGUGGAAGAAGAGUUCGAUUCUAAAAGAGGUUACUAAGAACAGAGGUCGGUUGGCACCUAACGAGCAUCGACCAAAUACUAGUACAAUCAAUGACAAAAUCCUAUCUUUAACGGUAACAAGACAACCACAAGUACCCUCGGCGCCCCUUUACCACGACGUUUUAAAUGUUGGCGGCAACCGUGCUUCAGAAUAUCCAGGACAAUUGUAUCAAACAUUGGACGUCAAUUGCCAACAACCAUACCAGAAAUAUCAAACCUUGGAUGCUGCAGGUAAAAAUGUUAACUCUCCCGUGGAAACCUCCGUAUCAGAUAAUKACCAAGCACUACAAGAUGCAAUGCCRCCAGCUAUCUAUGGCCAACUGAAUAAGGUGGCGUACUGCAAUGUACAUAACACUCAAGAAGACUUGGCAGCAUAACUAUUAAAUGARUGUAGAUAUAAGACAAGUGAAUCAAAUCACUCAUUAUCUGGAAAGAASUAGCAAAGAAGAAMCGAGGAUGGUUAAGAAGCUACCKUAAAAAWUAUUCGAGCUKAAGUUAAGUUGGUCAUGUCCAGUAUGAUAACAUUGUAGCAAUUGUGUAGAGAGCUUUACAAACGCUGAUGCAUAUAGAGGAUUGUCCGAAAAACAAUAAUUGUUUACAUGUGACUAUCAACAAGGUUCGGAAAGAACAAGACUCCUGCACCAUUCACCCCUUACCAUGUCUAGCAAAUGCUUUAAUAAAAAUAAUAAUYAUUAAUUGGUCUAUUCUUCAUGAUGGUAGGCAAGGAGAGGGGUGCAUGUUGUUAUAUAGCGCAUUUCACAUCGUCUUUCGCACUUUACAUUCACAAUCAAUGGAAGACUUUUGGGGUGGCAUAUUUAGGCGCCAUUAACAGCCUUGUAUUUUACAAGCAAUUGUUAAUAUAACAGUGUAUUAACUUCRAGACGAAUUCCUUAAUCUUUUCGUUUCAAAUUUGAAAAACCUUAAGCAUAAGCUUUCUUUUCUAUUAAGGAUAUGGAGAAAGUCUUUGAACCUUUUCUAGAAAUAUGUUUUUAUCUAUACGUCUAGCUCAUUUGUGCCGAGAUGUCCUGUAUGCGUAAUCUCGAAAUUUCUUCCAGUACUUAAUGUAUACUUUAUCUAUAUUACUCCUUUGAAAAUAUUACAUAYGCUUAAGUCAAUGUGUUGCUUGGUACAAUAACGUUUUCAACCUGUGCUAAAUAGUGUUUUGUCURUAAUUUCUUUUUCUUGGGUGCUUAUCAUUCAAACCAAUGCAUGAUGAACAUUUCCCAAUCAAAUAGUUAUAAAAGAUCGCGCCGGAUGGCACUGGAUUCCCAAACGUCCCCUAAAAACAACACUGAUUUUAAUUUGGCAAAUAAAUUGGCGCAUUGUAUUGUUUCGGCUAGUGGAUUGACAAUGAUUCUUUAAACAUAAGCAAAUAUUGGAUCAGCUAGAGUUCGAGUUAUGCAUCCCAAUGAAACAAAUAGUUAGCAAGGACCGAUAUAUAUUGUGUCAUAGUCUUAUAGGAUAUUUUUGAAAAAGACAUGCAUUUUUUUUUUUUCUUAGUGGACGCUCAUGUCCCAUCUUGCUUACUGCAUUGUGCUUGUCAUAGACAUGAUUAAUUUAUCUAUUCCCAUCAAAUGCAUUCCUCAUUCCUGUACUGCCGGCAUGGCAUUAUUAUAGGACGUCGUCUUUGCUACAUUGCCUAUUAAUAUUAAUUAAGUUCAUCAAAUUCGCCUUUUUAAUAUAAAUAGCCUACAGGUAAUCCGAGAUAAUCCGUCGGCCCUAGCCACAGACAGUUCAAUCUCUUGUUCUAUGGUAUUUGAAUAUGUAGAGAGUGAUCGUUUGAGCGUACUAAAAUUUUCGAGAURUAAGUGAAUCUGGCCAAGAAAAUCCAUCUUCAAGUUUAUGCAAAUGAACAGGAUUUUGUAUCUGAUUUACAAAACUUUUCACGGUCGUGAUUUCUGUUUUGCUUUCCUCAUGAAUUAUUCAUGAGUUUAAUAAGUAAUAUUACCGUUGAUAGAACAGGAGAUUGGGCKGCCUGUGCCCUAGCGCGCCUGUAUUGAGUCUGUGGUUCUGCAAAACAUUCACAAACAAAACAUCCUACAGACUUUGACCUCAUAAACAUUCCUAAUAAUCGAGUCUUCACUCUAAAAUAGCAAUGAAGUUUGAAAGCUUUUAUAUACUUCUGUGCUUUGUUACACCAGCAGGUAAGCUAUAUAAGAUCUAUAACCCGUUUAAAUAAUUACUUAGCUAUCGAUGGAAGUAGUUGCUGUGAUGAGAUCAUAUGCAGUCUAGGCAAUUCACAAUAAAAAGUAACAACGAGCGACGUCAUA
Messenger RNA from Actinia tenebrosa (Australian red waratah sea anemone), 3531 nucleotides. RefSeq lists its product as uncharacterized. The record is from RefSeq and is a predicted model, not a curated record. Lineage: Eukaryota; Metazoa; Cnidaria; Anthozoa; Actiniaria; Actiniidae. Gene Ontology annotation, biological process: cell-cell adhesion.